Aedes albopictus (Asian tiger mosquito) is the source of this 1546-nucleotide messenger RNA. It is a transcript of the gene Ist1, whose product is annotated as IST1 homolog. The transcript is spliced from 3 exons. Bases 143 to 1321 code for a protein of 392 amino acids. The record is from RefSeq and is a predicted model, not a curated record. Gene Ontology annotation, biological process: protein transport. NCBI's taxonomy places the organism in Eukaryota, Metazoa, Arthropoda, Insecta, Diptera, Culicidae.
CCAAAUCAGUUUGUUUUGCUGGAGUGUUUUGAUCGUGUUUGCAAGAGUUUUUCGAAGUGCAGUGACUCAUCCCGGAGAAAUUGAGAUUUUUGCAUCGAAUUAUCCUGAAAAAACUUUUAAAAACAAUCAAAAAGUCGUUAUAAUGUUUUCCAGUGGUCCUAACUAUACAAAGCUGAAGACCAAUCUUCGCUUGGCCGUCAAUCGCCUCAAACUUCUGGAAAAGAAAAAGACGGAACUUGCCCAGAAGGCCCGGAAGGAAAUCGCAGACUAUCUGGUCGCGGGGAAACCGGAGCGGGCAAAAAUCCGCGUCGAGCACAUCAUCCGAGAGGAUUUCCUGGUCGAAGCAAUGGAGAUCGUUGAAAUGUACUGUGAUUUGGUGCUGGCACGAUUUGGGUUGGUGACUCAGAUGAAGGAACUGGACGAGGGAAUCGAAGAGGCUGUGAGCAGCAUAGUUUGGGUCGCACCAAGGCUGCAGGCCGAUGUUCAGGAACUAAAGCUGUGUGCCGAUAUUUUCACGAUCAAGUAUGGUAAACAGUUUGCUGAAUCGGCCCGGGCAGCGAUUCCUCCGCAUAAGGUAUCGGAUAAGCUAAUGCAUAAAUUGGCUAUCCAAGCACCACCAAAGCUGCUGGUCGAGAAGUAUCUUAUUGAGAUAGCAAAAAUUUUCAACGUAGACUACGAACCGGAUCCGCUGGUGAUGAAGGACGAUAAAUCCCAUCCGGAGAACAGUAUUCUGAUCGAUUUGUCCGAUAGGAAUAACUUGGAUGGAGGAAAUUCCGGUGGCGGUUCAUCUUCCGGUGGAGGAGGUGGCGGGGCUCCAGCUCCGAUGGGUUUCAUCGGGUAUCCUCAGCCGCCGCCACUACCACAGCUGCCAACGGUCCCACCUGUAGUUCCUUUCCACUAUCCGGGUCCGAUGGGUCAACCGUUUGGUACCGCCUCGGCCCCACCAUUCAACUACAACAUCCCACCGAACCCUCCCGGUCCGGUGACUGACGAGGAAAAGGAUUUGAACAUCAACGCCAACUUCCUCCACCAGGAAAAGAACCUAAUGGGCGGUGUAUCCGGCCCGCCGCCUUCGUACGCAUCGCUGAGUCCGGAUGAUAACAUGCAGAACUCUUCGAAACCCAAACCACAGCCACGAUCGAAGAUUUCACCGGAAAUGAACUUCCCCGUGUUGCCGAAUGUGCCGGCUGAUCUACCAGACGUUCCCAACGACAACAGCCCUGCCGGUGGUGGCGCUGCUGGUGGUCAACAGGAAGACAACGACGAAAUUGACUUUGACGAGCUAUCCAGACGAUUUGAGGAGCUGAAGAAAAGGAAGUAAUCCUUUCAUGGUAGUAGCGUAAAUGGGCCGUUGAGGUGAGAUUCGUAAAUAUUUAAUUUAACUUUAUUUUAUCGGAAACCCCUUAUACAUUUUAUAUUCUUUAUAUCACGUCUUGAUCAUAAGUCAUGCUGCUUUCGUUAAAUAGCUAAGCAGGAAAUUGGUUAUACAUAUUUACAGCUGAAUAUAUACAGUAACCCUACUGAAAAUGAAGAAGAAAAAAACUUU